AUGUCUGGAGUCCUAAGUGGUGGUGUUGACGUUCAAACAACUCAAGAAAAAAAGAAAGUUAAAAGUGACCUAGAACAAUUGGAUGAUCCGGAAACUGUCGAGAAAUUCCUACGUGAUUUUCUAGAACCUGAUUUAUUAUUCUCUCAAAUUUUAAAGGAUAAAGAAGAUCCAGAUGUUAGCUCAGAGCCAACAGAUAGUCCACUAGACACACAUCUAAAAGAUGGAGGAUCAACAGAUGAAUUUAUGCUCGACUUGAGUAUUAAUGAUGUUACAACUGAUGGCACUUCAUCGGUCGAUGAAAAAAAGACCGAUCCAUUAUCAAAUGAAAAGAAGACUCAGGAUUCAAGUGUACCUCAACAAUUGUAUGAAGAAGCUAUGAAUCUUUUGGAGAAAGGAGACAUUCAGUCAUCUGCUGGCAAAAGUGCUCUGGAACUACUAAAUGAGGCCUCCAGACAGGGUUAUACAAAGGCUCAAGAACAGCUUGCUUUGCUGACAUUACUUGGAGGUCAUACGACAGAUCCUUUUCAAAAUGCUUAUUCAGCAUUCGAGCAACUAUCCAAUAGUGGAAAUCCUCGUGGUCAAUUCGGUUUGGGGUUUUUGUAUGCAUCCGGAUUACAUGUUAACGCAAGCAUUCCACAUGCCUUGAUAUAUUUUACAUUUGCUGCUCUCGGAGGCGAUAACUUUGCAGAUAUGGCACUGGUAAUUCAUUUCGUCUUAUCUAUAACAUCAUUUCUUUCCUGA
Molecule: messenger RNA, 741 nt
Organism: Trichobilharzia regenti
Lineage: Eukaryota; Metazoa; Platyhelminthes; Trematoda; Strigeidida; Schistosomatidae
Source: the annotation of a GenBank genome assembly